UCUCGCUAUAAAACCGUAACCCAUAAAGAAAUGAAAUAAUCCACACAGAGAAUUCGGGAAAAGACCCACAAACAGCUGAAAAAUCAGGAGAAGAAAUGGGGAAAGGAAAGCAGUACUGGCUGCUGAAGACAGAACCAGGAGAGUGGUCAUGGGAAGACCAAGCAGCAAACGGAGGUGUAACCAAAUGGGAUGGUGUCAAGAACAAACAAGCCCAGAAACACCUCAAGUCUAUGAAACUAGGCGAUCUCUGUUUCUUCUACCACUCGGGCGCCAGUUCUCGACGCGUGGUGGGCGUGGUCAGCGUGGUAAAAGAAUGGUACUCAGAGGGCAGUGAUAAAAACAGUGAGGUGGUGGUGGAUGUGAAAGAGAUUGGGGAGAUGAGGAGACAAGUGGACUUAAAGGACAUGAAGCAGGAUGGGGAAUUGAAAGGGUUUGUGAUGUUUAGACAGCCGAGGUUGUCGGUUAUGCCUGUGCCCGAAGAGGUUUGGAAGAGGAUUUGUGAAUUGGGAAAUGGGUUUGAAGGGGAUGGCACUGACAUUGGCAAGGAUGGUGGUGAUGAGGAGGAGGAUUUGGGCUAAGGGGUUUGGAAAUCAGGGAUGUGGGUGUCCUUAGUAAACAGAAAAGAUGAAAUGGUACUGGUAGCAAUGUGGUUAAUGCUAGUAGUAUAGAAUGUAGAUGCCCCUUUUUUGGGUUAAGGGCUUGGAAAUCAAGGAUGUGGGUGUCGUUAGUAAAGAGAAAAGAUGAAAUGGUACUGGUAGCAAUGUGGUUAAUGCUAGUAGCAUAGAAUAUGGAUGCCCCUUUUUGUUUUUGUAUGUAUUUUCUUGUGAAUAUGUUAAUAUUUUGGUUUUAUUGUGCUAAAAUUCAUAUGUUUGUUUUGCUAAAAUUCAGACCAAGAAAUUGCAAUUUAGUGCAAGGAUAAAUUUCUGCAAAAAAGUAAUUGAGAGGGCCAAUGUGGCUACUAAACGCCCACUUUCCUGUCCUCCUCUAACAAUGUUUUUUGAAGUACUGAUUCGGAUUUGGCUAUAGAAGAAGUAAAGUUUCGGAAACUAAUGGGGGAAAGUUGAAAGGAAUGGUGGUUCGUUAUUGGUAGUCUACUACUCUAUGAAUUGGCUUAGGCAUUUUAGUGAACAUUUACCGUGCAUUGCCUA
Durio zibethinus is the source of this 1148-nucleotide messenger RNA. RefSeq lists its product as uncharacterized. The record is from RefSeq and is a predicted model, not a curated record. NCBI's taxonomy places the organism in Eukaryota, Viridiplantae, Streptophyta, Magnoliopsida, Malvales, Malvaceae. Gene Ontology annotation, cellular component: nucleus.